UUAGAGCAAAAAUGCUGCUCAAAUGGAACACAAAAUCGAUUCCGCCGCAUGCGCGCCUCUCGUCGCAGUGGUGCCAGUGGAACGCUCAACAAGGCCACCGUUCCGUUGCUGCCUAAAAAUCGACUUGUAAAGGAACUACAAGACCGCGGACUCGACACUUCCGGGGUGCAGACAGUACUUGCCGACAGGCUUGUAGAGUUUUUAAGCGUUGAGGAUGGAUCGAUUUCAAGUCCUGCAGUGGUGAAAAAAGCUCCAGCUGCUGCCAAAAAGACGCCUGCCGCAAAAACUCCGAAAUCUGCGACAAAAGUUGAUUCAAUACGCCGUUCAACUCGAGGAGCUCAGCAAGUGAAAGAAGAAGAACCCGAAGAGGAGGAAGAAGAAGAAGAAGAGCAAGAUGAGCCUGUCCGGGAGACUCCGAAACCGAAACGAAGAGGACGACCAUCAAUAAAGCAGGAACCUCCAGAGGAAGAAGCCGCGACAGAAGAUGCUCCUGUUCCAGAAGUUCCAGAAGUCACCGAACGUCGAAAGAAGCAGAACAAGGAGAACGCCACUCCGCUCGUCAAGAAGGAUCUCAAAAGAAAAGCGCCGGCAGUGAAAAUCGAAGAACCCGAAGAGCCAGAACCUGGAACUUCUCAAAAUGAGCCAUCAACUUCACAGAAUGGAAAGACGACUCUGAGCACCACUCCGCAAUCAGAGGAGAGGCGAUCUCGACGGAAAAGUGCUCGACUUUUGGCUUCAGAACAAAUGGAUGUAGAGGAUGAAGAUGAGCCUGAAGCGGCGGCGGAUCCGGAGCCCCCAAAGAUUCAAGAGCCCGAGAAGAAGAAGCAGAAAGUUUCGAUAAAAGAAGAAGUUCCAGAUGUGGCGGCGGCUGUUGUUUCACAGGAGCCACAGGAGCCACCAAAAAAGCAGAAGCUGACUAGAAUAAAAGUGGAAGUUGAGGAGGAAGAUCCAGACUUUCAACCACCAGAUGAAUCGGAUCCCAUCAGGCAUUCGAAGCGUAUAAAAGAGCACUCGGAGCACAGUUAUGAUGCCCUUCAGCAGACGCAAAAGGAGAAAGCUGAACGAGCCGAGAAGCUGCUCAAGAAGCAGAGAACCUCAUCAUCAUCUUCUCAGCCAUCUCCAGCGGUUUCUGCACAACCAAAACCUGCGAAUUGGCAACUGGAAUGGGCGGCCAAGAUGGCAAUGCACAAGAAGCCUGCUCCGGCUACCACAAAUGGCGUGAAUCCGGAGCAUGUGAAGAGAAAAGAGUCUGGGGAGAAGCCUGCCGCCGAAGUUGCGACGAAAAAAAAGAAGAAGGAGGCGAUAGACACGAUUGAGGCAUUGAUGCUGUCCACGAUUAAGGAGAUAGUGGAGAAAAAGCCGUCUAUUGAUCGUCCAGAUCGUCCAGAUCGUCCAGAACGUCCAGAACGCACCGUCGGCGGUUCCGAUGCUUCCGACAGCUCUCAAGGAUUCCUGAACAAGCUGACAUCUCAAGCUGCUCCAGCUCCAUCUCCAAAAGCUCAAUAUCCAACCGGCGUGUUCUUCAAUCAACCUCUUCCACCACCACCAGCACAUCCUCCAAAGAUCGGUGCACAUCCUCUGGUCAUGGGUGGUGGUGGAGGUGUCCCAAUGAUUCCGAUGGUUCCAAUGCCACCUGGAAUGAUCGGGCUUCCACCAGGCCCUCCAGGCCGAAGACGUAAAUCGAGAUUCGAUCAGCCACCACCGGAGGCUGCCGCGGCUGCACAACAAUUUUAUGCGAGCACGCAUGCACCCCCACCGACCCUCACCACUGUUCCACAGAUUUCCCUUCGAGCACCACCAGGGCUGGCUUCUCCGAUUCCACCACCACCGCCAGGAAGGAAGCCGCUGAUUGAUGGAAUCCCACCGCCACCUCCGAAACCGCUCCUGGCGACUAGUGAUUUGCAAAGGCGUGUUCAAGAGAUCUUCUCGAGUGAAUCGUCGGCUCCAGCUGUUCCAGUGGUGUUUUCACCGAGAGAAGCUUCACCUCCACCACCGCCUCCGCCACCUCGUCCUUCUGCUCUGAAGCCGAAGACGGAGCCGAAGCAAGUUGUGCUGAAGCAAGAACCUGAAGAGCAUGACGACGACGAUGAUGAUUUUGUUAUAAGAGACACAGUUGUGGAGGAUGAGCCAGCUCCAAGAUGUCGAAUCGAACAGGAAGAAGCUUCAGCUCCACCAGCUCCGGUGGAGCCAUUGGAGCCAUUGGAUCCCCAACAAGAGGACAGUGCUCCGCGAGCCGUUAACAAGGUCGUAGAGCAGCGAAAAAAGGAAGCGUUGGCCGAGGAGCGUCGUCGUCGAGCAAUGGAACUUGGAGACGGAGAUGGAGAGUAUAAUCCGGAAGAUUCGGCGAUUGGUCAGGAUGAAAGUGAAAUCGUUUGGGAAUAUCAACCAAUAAUGACACGGAUGGAGGAUGAAGAAGAGGAAAUGGAGGAGAAUGAGGGUGAUGAUGAAGAUGAAGAUGAGAUGGUUAUGGAUGAUGAGGAAGAAGAUGAUGAUGAGGAUGAGGAAGAAGCAACGAAUCUAGAUGCUCCAGAAGCCCCAGAAGCUCUGGAAGCCCAGGAAGAUCCCGAAGAGCUCAACGUGCUCGAGCAAAACCCAAUGGAGCUCUUGAAGCGUGCUCUUCCGCUGCUCCACUCGUCGACAGUCACCGAGCAACCCAAGCAUGACUAUGCUCAGUUGGAACUUCCAAUAACAGAGUCUUUGUUGAAACGAACCGACGAUGAGCAGCCCGAGGAGGUCUAUUAUCACGGAGAUCCCGUACCGGAAGUCGACGAGAAUGAGCUAUAUGAGAUUGCGGCGGGUAUCAAGCCGAAAAAGAAGGAGAAGAAGGCGCUCGUGCAGAUUCCUGAAGAGGAGCGGGUGCCCGCUGAUAGCGAGACUAUUGAACUCGAUUAUUAUAACGCUGAUAUUCUCGUAAAAAGUGCGGAAAAGGACAUUUGGCAAAUUGAGCCAUUCAAUCAGGAUGGACUGGCUCUAAUGUGGGGCGGAAUUCGUUCAAAUUUCGGCAUCAAACUUCCAUUUAAACAAACCGGCAAGGACGCAUCUCAUCGAUUGGCAUUUCAAAUUCAAAUUGAUUCAUAUCAAUCAAUUCAACAUCUUCCAACAGAAUUUAUGGCUGACGGUGGUGAUGUACGAAUUGGUUUCUCACUCGCGUCGACGGCUUCAUUGAUUUUGGGAGAAUCGCCGGGCUCAUGGUGCAUUUCGGCCAGUGGAAAACGUGCGGCGAACAAUCAUUUCAGCGAUUUUGGAAAAUUAUUUGAUAUUGGAGACGUUGUCACUUGUAUCUUUGAUCUGUCGGUGGGAACAAUUUCAUAUCAGAUUAAUGGAGAAAAUGUUGGAAGCCCAUUCGAAUCUCUUCAGUUUAGAGAGGGCGAUGUGAUUUUUCCGACAAUUUGUACGAAAAAUGCGAAUAUCAAUGUGAAUAUGGGUCAGGAGCUGACUGAUGAGAAAUGGAAGAUCCCCGAGGAUCGUGAUUGGAUGUUCAUCACAGAAAUGGAUCGUGCUCAUCUCGUCCGAUCACAUACUGCACCGGCAGCCAAGAAGGAUUGUACUGUUCUGAUGACCGUCGGCCUUCCAGGAGUCGGAAAAACUACAUGGGUCCGUCGUUACCUCGCAGAACAUCCCCACGAACAUUGGACACUGAUCAGUGCGGAUGUUGUGAUGGAUGCGAUGAAGGUGAACGGUGUUCCGAGGAUCCGUCUACCAACGUUGAAACGACCGGAUUUCCUGCGUGGAAUUAUCGGAAAAUCGAUGAAUCGGCUGAUCCUCCUGGCACCUAGAAGACGCAAGAAUUAUAUUUUGGAUAUGACGAAUUGUUUUGCGGAGAAGCGGAAACGAAAGUUGAUGGCUUUUGAAGAGUUCAACAGGAAAUGCAUGCUUUUCGUGCCGGACGAGGAUACACAUCAGAAGAGGCUCAUUAAGCAGGAGCACGAGGAGAACGAGAAGCUCGACACGGAUGCAAUGAUGCAGCACAAGGCAGCAAUGUCUCUUCCGAUUGUUGCCGAGGGGGAACCUUGUGAGGAGCUGAUCUUUAUUGAUCCACCAGCUGGAUGUGAGCAAAUCGCGUUUGAUCGAGUCGGAAAAAUGAAUUAUGAUUGUCGAUCGUGGUUGGUGAUUCCAGGACGACGACGUGGUGGUGGUGGAUAUAAUAAUCAUCAUAAUCGAGGGGAUCGUGGUGGUGGAGGUGGAAACUAUCAUCACGGAGGAUAUCAUCAAUACAAUCGACCAUCAACUAGUGGGCCACCAUCAGGAGGAGCUCAAUACUCACCUAGAGGAUCCUCCUCAUCCACCAUGAACAUCACACAUACCACAUUCCCGUCUGUACCGUCGCCACUGGUUCGAGAGGAGCCGACGAUUAUUCUUCCGCCGGUCAAGAUUGGUCUACCAGUGGUGGUGUCUACGGCUGAUGACUCGUCGUCGCCUACUGUGGCGGCGGCGGUGGUGGUAGCUGGAAAUAAUCAAUUCUCAUUCCCCCCACCGCCUGUAGUGAUGGCUGCUCCGGCAUCGGCGGCUCCGCAGACUCCAAUUCAGCAGCAGCAGAAGAUUCAGCAGGUUCAGCAACCGAAGAAGGUUGAAGUUUCGCAACCCCUCACCCUGAACACGUCGUCACUUCCACGAAAAUCAACGGAUUCUUCUGCUGGACCAUUAUCAAUUGUAUCAUCUGCUGGAGGAAGAUCCUCAUCAUUCACUCAACAAUCGCCACGUUUCGCGACCACUCCGAUUCCAUCGGUGAUUCCUCCAACGACAACUCCAGUGCAACAAAUUCCAGUUAUGAUGAACAUAUCACAGCCACCACCACAGAUUAUGAUGAGUAUUCCACCACCAUCAAUGAUGGUUCAGCACAUGAGACAGCCACCGGUUGUUUUUCCGAUUGAUGUGACAGUACCACCGCCCAACUUCUCAGCUCCACCACCGAUGCUUCCAGCGUCAGCAGGCAUCCCACCGCAUCUUCUGAUGUAUCAUCAUCAUCAAAUGUCUGCACCUCCACCACCGACGACGACGCCUCAACAGGCACCUCAGUUCUCGUAUCCUCCACCACAAUUUGCGCCACGUUAAAUACUUUCAUGAUUAACUAAUUUUUUUGUUGUUUUUUCACUUUUUAAAAAAUAAUCUGAAUCUGAAAUCUCGAGUUUUUUCCUUCUCCCACCCACCCAAUCACAGCAAAAAAAAACUUUAAUAACCCUGUUUUCUCAUGUUUUUUCCCCAAAUUUUUUCGGACUGAAAUAUUAUAAUUAAUUGUUCUAAUUGUUUCGUUUUUAGCUUAAAAAUUCCUCUUUUUUUCUUCCCAGACAGCCGGUAUUUCACACGAUCAAUUCUUUUUUUGUGUUUUCUCUCUUUUUUCGCUAAUUGAAUCUUUCUUAAAACAAGUAAGGAAUAAUAAAACUGUGCUCCUAGUGGUUUUAGAAGACACAGUUGAGUUUUUAGGUUAGGGAAUUUUUAAUAUUUUUUAGAU
This is a messenger RNA of Caenorhabditis elegans, 5449 nucleotides long. It is a transcript of the gene hrpu-1, whose product is annotated as B30.2/SPRY domain-containing protein. Bases 49 to 5052 code for a protein of 1667 amino acids. The record is from RefSeq and is marked reviewed. The transcript has 11 exons. Lineage: Eukaryota; Metazoa; Nematoda; Chromadorea; Rhabditida; Rhabditidae.